Phacochoerus africanus (Common warthog) is the source of this 3402-nucleotide messenger RNA. It is a transcript of the gene MTMR2, whose product is annotated as myotubularin related protein 2. The record is from RefSeq and is a predicted model, not a curated record. Gene Ontology annotation, biological process: dephosphorylation. The coding region runs from base 248 to 2179 and encodes 643 amino acids. Lineage: Eukaryota; Metazoa; Chordata; Mammalia; Artiodactyla; Suidae. The transcript is spliced from 15 exons. Gene Ontology annotation, molecular function: phosphatidylinositol-3,5-bisphosphate 3-phosphatase activity.
CCCGUUACUGCGCAAGUGCGCAAGCCGCGUCAAAGCCGUCGACCGAGGGGCGCCGCGGGGUCCGCCGGCUCCCCGGCAGCCCCCGCGCGCGGUGCAGGCUGGGGGAACAUGGCCGCUUCCGGUCUCCCUCCCGGGCCGGCGCGGGCCUGACCGCGGUCCUUCCCCGACGCACUCCACCCUCCGCUCCUUCUGCCCCGUAGCCGAGAAGGUCGCUGCAGCUUUUUCCUCCCGCUAUCCCCGCCGAGCCAUGGAGAAAAGCUCGAGCUGCGAGAGUCUUGGCUCCCAGCCGGUGGUAGCACGGCCGCCCAGCGUGGAUUCCCUGUCCAGUGCUUCCACUUCUCAUUCAGAGAAUUCAGUGCAUACAAAAUCAGCUUCUGUUGUAUCAUCGGAUUCCAUUUCAACUUCUGCAGAGAACUUUUCUCCUGAUUUGAGGGUCCUGAGGGAGUCUAACAAAUUAGCAGAAAUGGAAGAACCACCCUUGCUUCCAGGAGAAAAUAUUAAAGACAUGGCCAAAGAUGUAACUUAUAUAUGUCCGUUCACUGGUGCUGUACGAGGAACUCUGACUGUUACGAAUUAUAGGUUAUAUUUCAAAAGCAUGGAACGGGAUCCCCCAUUUGUUUUAGAUGCUUCUCUUGGUGUUAUAAGCAGAGUAGAAAAAAUUGGUGGUGCUUCUAGUCGAGGUGAAAAUUCUUAUGGACUAGAAACUGUGUGCAAGGAUAUUCGGAAUUUACGGUUUGCUCAUAAACCUGAGGGGCGAACAAGAAGAUCAAUAUUUGAGAAUCUAAUGAAAUAUGCAUUUCCUGUCUCUAAUAACCUGCCUCUUUUUGCUUUUGAGUACAAAGAAGUAUUCCCUGAAAAUGGAUGGAAGCUAUAUGACUCUCUUUUAGAGUAUAGAAGGCAGGGAAUUCCGAAUGAAAGCUGGAGAAUAACAAAGGUAAAUGAGCGAUAUGAGCUUUGUGAUACAUAUCCUGCCCUCUUGGUUGUGCCGGCAAAUAUUCCUGAUGAAGAAUUAAAGAGAGUAGCAUCCUUCAGAUCAAGGGGCCGUAUCCCAGUUUUAUCAUGGAUUCAUCCUGAAAGUCAAGCCACAAUCACUAGGUGUAGCCAGCCCAUGGUAGGAGUGAGUGGGAAGCGAAGCAAGGAAGAUGAAAAAUACCUUCAAGCCAUUAUGGACUCCAAUGCCCAAUCUCAUAAAAUCUUUAUAUUUGACGCCCGGCCAAGUGUUAAUGCUGUUGCCAAUAAGGCGAAAGGUGGAGGUUAUGAAAGUGAAGAUGCCUAUCAAAAUGCAGAACUAGUUUUUCUAGAUAUCCAUAAUAUUCAUGUUAUGAGAGAAUCAUUACGAAAACUUAAGGAGAUUGUGUACCCCAACAUUGAGGAGACCCACUGGUUGUCUAACUUGGAAUCUACUCACUGGCUAGAACAUAUUAAGCUUAUUCUUGCAGGGGCUCUUAGGAUCGCUGACAAAGUAGAGUCGGGCAAGACGUCUGUGGUGGUACACUGCAGCGACGGCUGGGACCGCACGGCUCAGCUGACUGCUCUGGCCAUGCUCAUGUUGGAUGGAUACUACCGAACCAUCCGAGGAUUCGAAGUCCUCGUGGAGAAAGAAUGGCUCAGCUUUGGACAUCGAUUUCAGCUCAGACUUGGCCAUGGAGAUAAGAACCAUGCAGAUGCGGACAGAUCGCCUGUUUUUCUUCAGUUUAUUGACUGUGUCUGGCAAAUGACGAGACAGUUUCCCACAGCAUUUGAAUUCAAUGAGUAUUUUCUCGUUACCAUUUUGGACCACCUGUAUAGCUGUUUAUUUGGAACAUUCCUCUGCAACAGUGAACAGCAGAGAGGAAAAGAGAAUCUUCCCAAAAGGACUGUGUCACUGUGGUCUUACAUAAAUAGCCAGCUGGAGGACUUCACUAAUCCUCUGUAUGGGAGCUAUUCCAAUCACGUCCUUUAUCCAGUAGCCAGCAUGCGCCACCUAGAGCUCUGGGUGGGAUAUUACGUGAGGUGGAAUCCACGGAUGAAGCCACAGGAGCCUAUUCACAGCAGAUAUAAAGAACUUCUUGCUAAACGAGCAGAGCUUCAGAAGAAAGUAGAGGAACUACAGAGAGAGAUUUCCAACCGCUCCACCUCAUCCUCAGAGCGAGCCAGCUCUCCCGCACAGUGUGUGCCCCCUGUACAAACUGUUGUGUGAGGGGACACUAGGUGGGGCCAUCAGUCAUUGCCUUGAAAUCCGCAUUACAAUGGCAGCUUUAUGAGUAGAAAGUCUUCUGAAUAUCGAACCCAUCUGUGAGAGAAAUCCAGUCACUUUAUUUAUUUUCAGUCUCUCUAGGAUGAGUUUAGAACUGUAGCAGUGCAGGUGGCUUAAGUGAAAUAACCCCACAUGUAAUUACAUGAUUAUGACACUAAUCUUAUAAGUCACACAGAGAAUAUUGUAAUGCAUCAGUCUUGGAUCCACAGUGGGAACAAGUUUCUGAUUUUGAAAGGAAAAUGCUGUCUCAGACAUUUUAGUGUUUGGUGAAAUCAAAACACAAACCACUUCAGAAGCACACUUCUUGAUGGAAGAGCACUCAUUGCACGGUGGGAAGAGCAUCCGUCUUCAAACCACACUGAUACUGAAAUUCUGUGGCGUUGCACACAUUAGGCCUCGGUGUCAGGAUCAAAAUCGCUUAUGUUCCUUUCUUCAUCAUGGUGUUUUCUUUUUAAUAGUGAUUUACUUUGAUCACCAUUCAAAACCCACACUCUUCAUAGAUAAUAGGGCAAAGUCUUGAGAAUAUAAUGGUGUAGUAGUAGUUGGAAAUUAAUUGCCGUCAUUAUUUACGUACUUAAGAUAUAUUCGAUAGCUGUUCCAAAAUGAUGCCUUGGGAGGAGGAUGGAGGAGAAAGUGGUAGCCGUCCAGGAUUUCAAAGAAUUCCAUAUCCUCAGAUUAGUUUCCAUUUGCACAAUUACUAGAAAUGUCAUGAAACAUAAUUUAAAAACUCAUUACCUACCCUACUUUACAUUUUUGUGUGUUUGAAUCCAGAGAAGUUAAUUGGUGAAUUUUGAGACAGUAUUUAAAAGUUUAGUGGGAUUGAAUUUUUUGCUGAAGUCCUUAUAAAAUAGCAUAUGGUGAGAAGUACUGUGCUCAAAUUUCACAUAAAAUAUUUUACUACUAUUUCCUUUGCAAAUUCUGUAAUUCUGCUGAAUGAUUAAGUCUACCAAAGAACUUACUGCAUGUAGAAAUGUAUUAAAGUGCCAGUAAAGGAAUCCUGCUUCACUUUUUGCCUGCUACAGUAAGAGUUCAGCGCUGGUAUAAACACUUGACUCCCUGACGUCUGUUUUACUCUGUUUAAGAGCCAUAUGUUAUGUACUGUAACACAAAGGAGCUUCUUGUCCCCUGGGUCUUUAAUUAAAAGAAAACUUCAGCUGACUUUUAAA